Molecule: messenger RNA, 963 nt
Organism: Lathyrus sativus (Indian pea)
Lineage: Eukaryota; Viridiplantae; Streptophyta; Magnoliopsida; Fabales; Fabaceae
Source: the annotation of a GenBank genome assembly
AUGAAUUCCAAAUGGAUAUUUUUUCUGCUAACCAUUUCAACAAUGUUAGUAAUAUCAAAAACACAAUCAAUAUCAUCAGAGAAACCAUUGGUGAAAAUAGUAAAGGGAAAGAAGCUAUGUGACAAAGGUUGGGAAUGUAAAGGUUGGUCUGUGUAUUGUUGCAAUGAAACCAUCUCUGAUUAUCUUCAAACCUACCAAUUUGAGAAUUUGUUCUCAAAGAGGAAUGAUCCAACGGCGCAUGCUGUUGGAUUUUGGGACUAUCGUUCUUUUAUUACCGCUGCUGCACUUUAUCAGCCUCUUGGAUUUGGUACUUCUGGUGGAAAACAUGGUGGACAGAAAGAAGUUGCGGCUUUUCUUGGACAUGUUGGAAGCAAAACCUCUUGUGGUUAUGGUGUAGCUACUGGUGGACCCUUUGCAUGGGGCUUAUGCUAUAAUAAGGAGUUGAGUCCUGAUCAAUUUUAUUGUGAUGACUACUACAAAUUAACCUAUCCAUGUAGUCCCGGCGCAGCAUACUAUGGCCGUGGUGCCAUACCAAUUUACUGGAAUUACAACUAUGGGAAAACUGGGGAAGCCUUGAAGGUGGAUCUAUUAAACCAUCCAGAAUACAUAGAACAAAAUGCAACAUUGGCAUUCCAAGCAGCACUAUGGAAAUGGAUGACACCACCUGAGAAGCACAUACCAUCAGCCCAUGAUGUUUUUGUUGGAAACUGGAAGCCAACAAAAAAUGACACAUUGUCCAAAAGGGUACCUGGAUUUGGUGCCACAAUCAAUGUUUUAUAUGGUGAUCAAGUUUGUGGUCAAGGUUCUGAUAAUGAUGGAAUGAAUAACAUAAUUUCUCAUUAUCUUUAUUACCUUGAUUUAUUGGGAGUUGGUAGAGAAGAGGCAGGGCCUAACGAAAUUCUCUCUUGUGCUGAACAAGCUGCUUUUAAACCCUCUGGACCACCUUCUUCUUCAGCAACUUGA